Messenger RNA from Tachysurus vachellii, 1341 nucleotides. RefSeq names its product endonuclease G (gene endog). The record is from RefSeq and is a predicted model, not a curated record. The transcript has 3 exons. Gene Ontology annotation, biological process: apoptotic DNA fragmentation. Gene Ontology annotation, cellular component: mitochondrial inner membrane; nucleus. NCBI's taxonomy places the organism in Eukaryota, Metazoa, Chordata, Actinopteri, Siluriformes, Bagridae. Bases 154 to 1062 code for a protein of 302 amino acids. Gene Ontology annotation, molecular function: nucleic acid binding; metal ion binding; RNA endonuclease activity.
ACGUCAUAACCCUGCGACCGAGCUGGAAGGUUAACCGGCUUCAUGUAGCUGCUGUUGGAUCCACGUGGGAUUAAAACGAAGCGCUAGAGACGCGGAUAAGAUCAUCGAUCAGAUUAAAACGACAGCAGUAAUAACUCUUGAGACACUGUAAAGAUGCAGCGCCUGUUCUGUUCCCGGUGCUUUAUUUCUGCAGUGUCGCUGGCAGUCGGUGCCGGUGUCGGUGUCGCUCUGAGCAGCGGCUCGAGCCGCUUUGUUCCUGAACAUCAGCUCUUCCAGAGAAUCCCCAUCAUCCCGAUGCCAAGUGUGAACGCAGCGUCUGAAAUAACCCCGUAUCAGCAUGGUCAGUUAUCCCCGAGCAGACCCACCAAGUACGGCUUCCCGUCUCUGUCUCACAUCCAGUCUCGGGAGUCUUAUGUCACCUGUUACGAUCCGCGGAACAGGACUCCAGCCUGGGUGAUCGAGCAGCUCAGUGCGGAAACUCUGACCGGAAACUCCGACCGGAAGCUGUGCGACUUUAAGGAGGAUGAUUCAGUGCACGUGUACCACCGAGCAACAAACAGUGACUACAGGGGGAGUGGCUUUGACAGGGGACACCUGGCCGCAGCAGCCAAUCAUAAAUGGAGCCAGAAAGCCAUGAAUGACACUUUCUACCUCAGCAACGUGGCACCGCAGAAUCCUCACCUUAACCAGAAUGCAUGGAACAAUUUGGAGAAGUACUGCCGCUCUCUCAUCAAACACUACGAGAACGUGUACGUGUGCUCGGGGCCGCUUUAUCUGCCCAGGCAGGAGUCUGAUGGGAAGAUGUACGUGAAGUAUCAGGUGAUCGGGAAGAACCAUGUGGCGGUUCCUACACACUUCUUUAAGGUUGUGAUUCUGGAGAAGAAGCGUGGCGAGGUGGAGCUGCGACCCUACGUGAUGCCCAACAUACCUGUCGAUGAGAAGAUCCCACUCGAGCGCUUCUUGGUGCCCAUCGAGAGCAUCGAGAGAGCAUCGGGGUUGCUGUUCGUUCCCAACAUCCUUAAGAGGACCAACAGCUUGCAGGCCAUUACUGCCAGGGUGUGAGCCUUUCUCCACACACACACACACACACACACCCACACACACACGCGCACACACACGCACACACACACACACACACACAGCUCAAUGUAUGAUUUACUUUCAUUCAAGCUUUCCUUUGUGAAUCACUGACAGCUUCUGAAAAGAGCUCAAGCACAAAUCCACGUGAUGUUUCAGCUACUGAAAGAGAUUUUAAAUGUCGCAUCAAAGAUUAAUAUAUUGCAUUAUUUUAUUCGAAAAUUGUCAAUUGUAUUGAAUGUUCUAAUAAAAAUGUUGCAGCAA